Penicillium macrosclerotiorum is the source of this 1713-nucleotide messenger RNA. Its product is annotated as homeobox domain-containing protein. The record is from RefSeq and is a predicted model, not a curated record. NCBI's taxonomy places the organism in Eukaryota, Fungi, Ascomycota, Eurotiomycetes, Eurotiales, Aspergillaceae. Gene Ontology annotation, biological process: anterior/posterior axis specification; regulation of transcription by RNA polymerase II; animal organ morphogenesis. Gene Ontology annotation, cellular component: nucleus. Bases 1 to 1713 code for a protein of 570 amino acids. Gene Ontology annotation, molecular function: RNA polymerase II transcription regulatory region sequence-specific DNA binding; DNA-binding transcription factor activity. The transcript is spliced from 4 exons.
AUGUCAAUCGGCGGCACUUGUCUUUGGGUGCCUUCGUUGUCUUCGCCUGUGCCGUCCUCACUGUCGGCAGUCACAUCUCAUCUAUCUGCAGUGGCUCGCCAUCGCGGAGAGCGCAUCAUUUCGACGCCACGGACGAUCUCUCCGCUGUUGACUUUGCCUAAAGAACGAGAGCCUGGUGCCUCGCUAGGCGUGUCGUGUGCGGAAAUGCAACGGGCUGGUACGACGGCUGAGAAUGCCUUGACCACCCCGGUUCCUGUGAGGGCGGCCGCCCCGGGUCCGUAUCGUGGGGGAGAAAUCCCAUCGCUAGAUGCGGUUGGCCUUCGCCCCGUGGCUUCGAGAGAUGAUCUACUGCCACGAGUCAAGUUAGAGAUUCCGGGUAAAAGCCAUACGAACUUUGCAAUCUCUCAACUGCAGGCAGGGCCCGGUCGCUUUGGAGAGGCACAUGCUCCACCGUCUGCGUUGGACGCAAGUGACGAGCUUGACAAAGAGUCUACGAUCAGCCCGACGGAUGACCGGGCUGAGACGGUGGCCAGCGACGAGAAUAACAAGUCGCCCUCGCUCGAGAAGAAGAAGAUGAAGCGGUUUCGGUUGACACACAACCAGACUCGUUUCUUGAUGAGCGAGUUCACUCGUCAAGCGCAUCCAGAUGCUGCUCAUCGCGAACGAUUGUCACGAGAAAUCCCUGGUUUAACACCACGUCAAGUCCAAGUGUGGUUCCAGAACAGACGAGCGAAGCUCAAGCGUCUGACCACGAAUGAUCGUGAGAGGAUGCUCAAAUCGAGGGCACUUCCGGACGACUUCGACACAACCAAAGUUCUGCGAACGCCGUUUGAAAGCAAGUCGACCGGUCAGACACCCGUUGCAUCGCCACAGGAUUACGGAGCACCAAAUCCAGACUUUGCAUCCUUGAGGGCUCUUCGCACCGACUGUUUCCAGCGUCCAAGUGAGGAUGACUACCUUGUCUCACCCCUGAGUUCUGCGUCGACCGCUGGAACGUACAUGUCCUCUGCUGGACAGGGACGGACUGAUGGCUUGCCCAGCUCGAACAUUAUGUUUAGCCGGCCGGCAGCGUCUGCGUCGAUGCACGACCUGCACCGAACGAUUCGGAAUGACUUCUCAAUUACCAGGUCUAGCAGUUUAUCGGAUGCCUCUUCUCAGACAUCUUUUCACCCAGGGAUGCUGGGGCACAGCCGGUAUGGCCCUUCUUCUAAUCCAUCCGGCUUGCCAUAUAAUAUGCGGCCGAUGGAGUAUGGUAUUCCUCGCCAUCCAGGCGGGAUGGUCACACCUUAUGAGCAGCACCAGUCGUUUGAGGGCUCUGUUUCUCCGUCAGACUCACCCCAGGGAGCACAUAUGACAUACGACAUAAGCAGCAUGGGCUCACAACCCCAGAGUUACCAGCCACAUCUUGCCUUGUCCUCGCAAAUCCCAUCUCAUGCAAGACCUCUCUCCACUCUGCAAUCCCUCCCGGUCUCCGCGCCACAGGAAUACCGACCCUUCUCAUACGCCAGCCCCUCCGGCUCUAUCGGCAAUAUGCCGUACACCCAGUCGAACGCCUCCACGCUGAGUCUUCCGACAUCCUUCGCCCCGUCCGAGUCUGGAUCGACCGCUGCCGAUUCAAUGCAGCAAGGCCAGCCGGGUCAGCAAGGUCUCGAGUCCCUGAGGACUAAAUUCGGCAAUCCCCCUUUCAACUACGCGAGCUAUAUUCAACAAUAG